This is a messenger RNA of Fusarium subglutinans, 4101 nucleotides long. RefSeq lists its product as uncharacterized. The transcript is spliced from 2 exons. NCBI's taxonomy places the organism in Eukaryota, Fungi, Ascomycota, Sordariomycetes, Hypocreales, Nectriaceae. The record is from RefSeq and is a predicted model, not a curated record. The coding region runs from base 1 to 4101 and encodes 1366 amino acids.
AUGAGAAAGUCACAGACCAAGACGAAACAAGCCCCGCCAGCGCGUCGGCCUUUCGAUCCAUUGUCACAAUAUGAACAACAACGACAGCAAGAGACUGCCAUGGCCCUCACGAUCCGGGGGAACCCACCCAGAAACAAGUCCGAUUCAUGGGAUGAGAGUACAAGGAACUCGGGAUCCAGCUCUGCCAUGACGAGAAACAGAUCUAUCUCACGACCACCAACACGCCGACCAGACUCUGAUGGACUCUCAACAGUGUCCGAGGCCAUUACUGCCUCUGACGCCUCGACUGUAUCCACCAACACUGUCUCAUCUACAUCUCCAUCACCACCUCCACGGAGCCAACGACAGGAUUCAGGCAGAGGCUUCAUGUUCCAACCUCCUCAACUCCGCUUCCGAAGCACUCAAGACACACGAUCACCAGAGCCUUCACCCAGAAUGUCAUACAUGUCGGAUGACAACUACGACUCAGCUUCAGAGGUUGGCUGGGCCACUUCAUCCAAUGUCUCUGUCUCAACAAGGGCUACUACUGUCAUGAGCGACAGUGAAGAUGACUGUGCCAAGACCCCAACACGGUCUCGUUCCAUCGUGCGUAAUACAAGCAUGAGCACAUCUCAACAAUCUCGACCUACAGAGAAGAGAGUUGAGUUUGAGACAGAUCGACAGCUUGAGCGCCGAACAGAGCGUGAGGUUGAGAGAACAUCUGGUCGACAGGUUGAGCGUCAACAAGAGCGGACUAAGGAACGAUCACGAAGUCGUGGUCGGACUUUUCACAUCCACAUUGAGCCCAAGGCCCAAGAGCCUGCGAGCAAUACCAACAAUCAGCAGCAACAGCUACAACAGCAACCGCAGCAACAACAGCAGCAGCAACCACAGCAACUGCAGUUGCAACAGCCUCAACAGCAACAGCAGCACCAACAGACUACCGUCAACCCGCAGAAUGCCAUGGUUUCAUCGUCGGUCACCCAGACCACUACAUCACAGACCUACACGCAUCAACCCAUGAUGGCUCAACAGCCCAUCGUCAGCCAUCAGCCUGCUGUUGCUCCUCAGCCCAUGAUUGCCCAGCCUGUCAUGCAACAGCCCUUGAUGUUCCCUGCUCAGCCUAUCAGCCCUCCUGUCAUGCAACCCAUCAUACAGCAGCCCUUCCAGCAGCCCAUGGUCCAGCAACAACCCGUUGUUCAACAGCAGCAGCCUCAGCCUGCUCCACCAGUUCAACGCAUCCCUGAAGAGCGUCAGCUUCCUGAGCCUACGCGUCCUCCUUCUCGGCAACGGGCCCGCUCUCGCGUUGACGUCGAGCGGACUAUGAACAAUGAACUCGAGAACCUCAGAGGCGAGCUCAAGUCUCUCAAGGCCAAGCAGAAAGAGACUCUCAAGGAUCUUGAUGACGCUCGGUACAGACUCUCUCACAUGCAGUCCGAUAAGGAUGAGCUUCGAGAUGAGAGGAACAAGGCCCAAGCUACCAGGGACAGACUCGUUAUCGAGUUUGAGGAGCAGACCAGGCUGCUUGAGAGAACAAGGACACGCCUUGAUGAGCAGCGCCGCACCUUGGAGAGGUUCGAAAAGGACCGCGACAUGUCAAUUGACAAGGUCAAGAAGGAUCGUGACCAAGUCCUUGACCGCUUCAAGCGUGAGCGUGACCAAGCCAUGGAGGUCGUGGACAAGUUCAAGAGAGAACGCGACCAAGCUGUUGAGCAAGCCCAGCGAGAUCUCGACUUGACCAUCUCAAAGUCCAAGAAGGAUCGCGACCAAGAGUUGCAGAGACUUCAGCGCGAGCGAGAUGAAGUCAUCCAGCGCAUCCAGCGUGAACGCGAUUCUGUUGUCGACAGACUCCAGAAGGACCGUGAAGUCGCUGCUGAGAAGGCCAAAAAGGAUCUCGAUGUCUCCAUUGCCAAGUCCAAGAAGGAGCGCGAUUCUGCUAUCGCUAAGCUCCAGAAGGAACGUGACCAUGCUCUUGAGCAGGUCAAGAGGGAGAGAGACCAGGCUAUCAACCAGGCCAAGAAGGAGCGUGACCUGAUUGUCUCGAAGCUCACCAAGGAGCGAGAUGAGCUCUUACAGACUGAGCAGAACUUCAGCAACAGAGUCAAGGAGCUUGAGGACCAUCUCGCCAAGCACCGAGAGCUCAAGGCUGCUCUUGAGAGAAACUAUGAGGAUCUCAAGAAGACAAGCCAAGAGUCUACUCAAUCCUAUAGCAAGUUUGAAGCCAAGGCUAUCAACUUGGAGAGAGAGCUCGAGGACAUCAAGGCUAUCCGCAAGGCUCAAGAGACAACCUAUCAAGCUCGCAUUGCAACCAUGGAGAUCUCUCAAGAGUCCAUGCAGUUCCGCGUCAGCAACAUGGAAGAAGAUCUGCUCGACAAGGCCAAGGAGCUGGGCGAGCUCACUGUGGAGCGUGACCGCUACAAGACAGACAGCGAGAACUCCAAGUCUCAAGUCGAGUCUCUGAACAAGGACAAGUCAGGCCUUGAGGAGGACAAGAAGAACAUGCUUAAGCAAAUCACUGAUCUCACAAGCGACAAGUCAAGACUCCAGGAACAGCUAACGGGACUCGAAACCGACAAGAAGGCACUCGAAGCGCAGGUCACGACACUCCAGGCUACGAUCGACGACUUGAGGAAGGAGAAGGAUACCUGGACCAAGGACACAGAGAGUAAGGACGCCCGAAUUGCUGGUCUUGAUACCGAGAACGGAGAGCUUAAAUCGCAGAUCGAAUCAAUCGCUAAGGAGAAGGAGGCGGUGGCGAAGGAGGUGGAGGAGGUUGAGACGAAGAGGAAGAAGUUGAAGAAGAAGUAUGAGCAGCUGCACGGGGAGAACAAGACGAUGAAGGAGCAGGUCAGGAGUUUGUUGAAUGAUCAGGACGAUCAGACGUCGCAGGUGUUGAGGUUGGCGGUUGAGGUGAAGAGUCUGAGGUCGGAGAACUCGAGUCUCAGGUCUUUGUCGGAUACUGCGAGCGUGGUGUCGAGUUCGCUGUCGACGAUCUCGAGCUCUGUUAGUACGGUUGAUGACACUGCUAGUGUUGUCUCUGAUGCUACAGAGAAGCCAGACCCUGCGAGUGUGCCGCAGCCUGCCUCAGUUGAGGAUGUACCUGAGACUGAGGAUGUGAUCGUUGUCGAGGAGGAGGUUGAGGAGGCUGCACCUGCGCCUGCACCCGCAGCUGAAGUUGAGCCCGAGGCUGAGGAAAAGGCUGAGGAGGUUGAAGCUCCGGCUGACGCUCCUGUUGAGACUCCAGUUGAAGCUCCAGCUGAGCCAGAAGUCCCUGCGGAGGAGAAGGCUGAGGCUGAGGCACCUACUGAGGAGAAGGCCGAAGCUGAAGCACCCGCUGAGACUCCGGCUGAAGAGGCAGCACCUGAGCCUGAGCCCGAGGCUGUCCCAGCACCUGAAGAGCCCGCUGCUCCCACCGUCGAGGAACUUCAAGGCGAGAACACAGAACUCAAGGAGAAAGUUGCCACUACCACAGCUGAACUUGACGACAUCACCGGCAAGCUCACCGCCACCGCAGAAAACGCUGGUAAACUCCAACUCAGCGUUGAUACCCUGACUACCGAGCGUGACGAAGUCACCAAGAAGCUCGCCACCGUCGAGGAAGAAGCAGCGGCUCUCAAAGAAAAAGCCGCCUCCGUCGAUACCCUCACCACCGAACGCGAUGAUCUCAAAAGCAAGCUCACCGCCGCUGAGGAAAACGCAGCCAAGCUCCAAGAGAAAGUCUCCACCGUCGAUGCCCUGACCGCUGAGCGCGAUGAACUGACCAAGAAGCUUGAGAGCGCUGAACGAGAAGCUGUUGUGCUGAAGCAGCUCCGCACUGAGAACAACAAGCUCAUGAAGCAGCUUGAUGAGGCAAAGAAGGCCCAGAAAGCUGCCAAUGCGGAGGUCAACUCGCUUCAGACUCAGGUUGCUGCUCUUGUCGCUCAGAUUAACAACGGCGGCAUGACGAGGAGUAAGAGUGGUGGGGGGAGGAAGCCCAUCAAGGAUCCGAAAAGGGCGCAAGAGCUGGUCAUUGUUCGGGAUCCUCGGAAUGGUAGUGGACUGAGCCAUAUUGUGCGACGACGCAACCUCAACUCCUCUGCGACAAGGUCUUCUUCUCAGUCUGAUGGAUCGGCUGAUGCUUAG